AUGCCACGCCCAGCCCAUGCCUCGGACGCGGAAUCGGCGGAGCUUUCGCUUUCGGGCGGCUUGAAAUGGGUUUGGAGUCUGGGCGAAGCGAAGCGCCGGUAUGGGGAGCACUGGGGAGAGGGCGCGGCGCGGUGCUUCUCUCUGGAGUCCGAUAUCCUGGACGAGGACCAUGCAGUGCGCCUGAUGCCGGUGCCUGACAGCUUCGUAUGCCCCAUCGCUGCUGCCAUCAUGGUGGACCCUGUUGCCACAGUGGAUGGCUCCGUCUAUGAGCGGAGUUACAUCGAGAGGUGGUUCCGGGAGCGACGGCAAGAAGGGCACCGGAUCACCUCCCCCAUCACCGGGCAAGAGCUGCCCUCUGCCACGCUGAUGCCUUUGGUGGCCCUGCAGCGCGCCAUUGAGGCGUACCUGGCCCACCGGCCGGAGCUGAAGAGGGAGCAGAUGGCAGGACGCUCGUUUGAAGAGGCGGCGGCGAUUUUGCAGACCGAUCUCUUCGAAAAGCAGGCGGUGCACGCCAGCACGCAGGAUAAGCUGAAAAGGCUGAAGCAAGCCAACAAAGACCUCCUGCGCAGCUUGCACGAGAGGGAGGAACGGAUCUCGCAAUUGGAAGGCCAGCUGGGCCACUCUUCAGCAUUCCAGGCAGCCAAAUCCAAGGUGGCGGCCUCAUCAGGUGUGCCAGAAGAAGGCCCUCCUGACCUCCCAGGACUGGAGACGUCAGGCCUAGAACCCGAGGCCAGUGCGCCGGUCAAGGCCAAGAUGCCAGGAUGGCCUCUGGCAGGUCUAAUGCUGGCAGCGCUCGCCAUGUGCUGUGCCUUCGGAAUGCGCCAAGCUUCGACGAAGCCUUUGCACAUCCCAGACGUCCGGCCAUUGCACAUCCCAGACGCCCGGCCUUUGCACAUCUCGGACGUUUGGCAAGAGCCUGACGUGAGGACAGAGGCCAAGAACCCCGCGCUCGCUGCACAGCUGCAGCAGGUGCGAGAAGGCAGCCUUGAGGAGAAACAGAAGGCGGUGUUCAUGCUGCGGAUCUUCGCCGCGGAGCACGAGGACAACCAGGCGGCCAUCGUGCGCUCGGGGGCGCUGCAGCUCUUAGUGCAGCUCCUGCACCACGAGUCGCCAACGCUGCGGGAGGAGGCGGCCCGAGGGCUUUGGAACCUGGCGCGCAACAACAAGGAGGUCAACGUGCGGAAUCAGGUGGCCAUCGGCAGGGCGGGGGCCAUCCUUCCCUUGAUCCGGCUCCUCGACGACCAGGACCAGCGGAUCCGGGUGGUGGCCGCAGCAGUGCUGAACGACCUGGCCGCUGACAACUCCGACAACCAGCUGGCGAUCACCCAAGGAGGCGCCAUCGACCCUCUGGUGCGGAUCCUCAAACGCGACGAGGCCCCAGCUCUUGUCAUGGCGGCGAGCCUCCUCAAGAGCUUGGCUCAGACAGAGCAGGGGAGCUCCGCGCUUGCGGCUGCGGUGCCGCCUUUAGUGACGCUGCUCAAGGCAAAGACGAUGCUGGCGCAGGAACAGGCAGCGUCAACCUUGGGAGCGCUAGCAGCGCACAGCCCAGGCAUUCAGGCGGCCAUCGCGCAAGAGGGAGCUGUGGCGCCCCUAGUGGAGCGCUUGCACGGAGACAUGAUGAAGGGCACGGCCAUCGUGGCGCUGCGGAACCUCGCGGCGCGGCACGCGGAGAACCAGGCGAAGAUCGCCAAGGCCGGCGCCAUCCUGCCGCUGGUGAAGCUGCUGGAGGAUGCUAUGCCAACGGUCCGUGAAGAGGCGGCCAGCGCACUCUGGACUCUGGCGCAGGACGACAACUUUGAGAACCAGCUGGCGAUUGUUCGGGCCGGCGGCUCGGCCUCGAUGGUGGCACUCCUCAAGGGAGAUGCGCAGGAGCAGGCAACUCUCGCCCUGCUGCAGCUGGCAGAAGUGGGCCAUCGGCGACCACAGCAGAUUUGCCUCCGCUACGGCGACGAGAGAGGGCUCACGUAUUGCGAGGUUUGGGCGGCGGUGGAGCGUUGCGCCAGCCACUUGGCGCUGAUCGACGCUGACAUUCUGGCGCUGGUGGCGGAUCGCUCCUAUGGACUGGUGGUGAGUCUCUUGGGAGUGCUGCGGUCCGGCAAAGCGUACAGCCCCAUCGAGCCAGACUUCCCGGCCAGCCGCGCGCAAGCGAUGCUGCAGACGGCGGACAUCCAGUACGCGCUGGUGCCAGUGCAGCAAAUGCCGCAGCCCCUGCUGCAGGGCAGGGACCUAGUGGUCCUGGGUGUGCACGAUGACGGCCGCGUUUGCACGGAGAACAACGUGGUGCUGGCCUCAGACGUGUCCAAAGUGCCCAAGACGGUGCCUGACAGCGCGACGGCAUACGUGCUCUUCACCUCGGGCUCCACGGGGACGCCCAAGGGCUGCAUGGUGCCGCACCGGGGCUCCGCGCUCUACGCGCGCGCCGUGGUGGAGGCCUGCGGCCUGGAGGAGUCCAUGAGCUUCCUCUUGAAGACGCCCUACGUCUUCGACGUGUCCAUCCAGGACAUGUUCACGGCCUUCUGCGCGGGCGGAACUCUGGUGAUCGCCGAGCCCCAGGCUCACAAGGACGCGGGGGCCAUUUGCGAGCUGAUCGCCGCCAGGGCUGUGAACUGCGCAUGCUUUGUCCCCACCCUGUUGGUGGAGUUCUGCAACUACCUGGAUCGCAACCCGGAUGAAGCGAAGACGGUACAGAAGAGUCUCAAGAGAAUCUUGACCAUUGGAGAGGCAUUGAUGACGGCGACGUGCAAACAGAUGUUCGCCCACUUUCCGGAGCUCCAAAUUCACAACCUCUAUGGGCCGACGGAGGCAAGCGUAGGAGUGUCACACUUCAUGGUCACCGCACAGAACGCGGAAAAGCUUGGAACCGUGGUCCCCAUUGGGAAGCCCUUCCCCUACGUGAGCUUCUGCGUCUUUGAUCCCAGCAAGUACGAAGGGCAAGCGAUCAAGGAGGAGCUUUUGGCCCCUGUUGCGCCGGGAGGGGUAGGCGAGCUCUUCAUCGGGGGCGACUGCCUGGCUACGGGGUACAUCAAGAAUCCCGAGAAGACACAGGCGGCCUUCUUCGACUUCGCGCUCUGCCCGCGGCCAAGCACCGCGGCCUCACCCUUCACGCUGUACAAGACGGGGGACCUGUGCAAGGCCGAGGGGGAGACCUACCACUACCUGGGCCGCAACGACUUUCAGGUGAAGAUCUCGGGUGUGCGUGUGGAGUGCGAGGAGGUCUCCGCGGUGCUCAAGACGCACCCGGUGGUGGGGGAUGCGCUGGUCACCGCCUUCGAGAGCCCCUUCGGCAAGGCCCUCGCUGCGUAUGUGGUCACCAAGGAGAACGUGGACUGGUCCGCGCAGGACGAAACAGGGGGCGAGGAUGAAAUUUUGAAUGUAAACAGCUGGGGCGCCGUGUACGAUGAGAUGUACAAGGAGACCGACAACAGCGUCUCGACGGAGGAUCCUACUUUGAAUUGGAGCGGGUACACAGACACCUACUCGAGGCGGCCCCACAUCGAGCCGGUGAUCAAGGAAUGGGUGGAGUGGAGCUGCGAGCAGGUAGCGGCCCACAAGGAUUUGCUGAGCGCUAGCGAGGUGCCCACCAUCACCGAGCUGGGCUGCGGCAACGGGAUGCUGCUCUUCCGCCUGGCGCCGCUUCUGGGCCCUCAGGGCCGGUACAUUGGCACGGACAUCUCCUCGCGGGCCCUCGAGACGGUGGCGGAGAUGCAGAGGAGCCUGCCGCAGUACCAGCACCUGCACGUGGACACCAAGACUCUGGCAGCCCAUGAGAUCCUGGACGUGUGCAAAGAGAGGGAGAAUGAUAUCGUGCUCUGCAAUGGCGUCACCAUGUACUUCCCCAGCGCCAACUACCUGCUGAAGUGCAUGCAGCUCUCUGCCGAGGCCACGCGGGACGGCGGCUUGGUGGUCUUCGGGGACAUCCAGAGCAGGCGCCACGUGCUGCCCUUCCGCGCGCACGUGGAGACCUACCAGGCGCUGAGGCGCCAGGACGCCACGGCGCUGGCGGUGCUGCAGGCGGCCAAGCAGAGCGUGGCCGGGGAGGAGCUGUCCUACUUUGAUGACAACCUGUUCCACCGCCUGGACCGGGUGGGCAGCAAACUCUUCCAGGACCGUUUGGCCAAGGUAGAGCUCCGGGUGAAGCGGGGCUGGUGGCACUCGGAGUUCAACCGCUUCAGGUACGACGUGUGGCUGGUGCUGCAGGAGGGAGACAAGGCCGAGACGGAGGCCAAGAAGGAGCCCAACUUCCGGAGGGUGGAGUACGAGGAGCUGUGCCGCAGCUUGGGGCUGCAGCGCGGGGACGGCUGCAGCUUCCUGGCGGACCCCCGGCUCAGCGAGCGCCUGCCGAGCUUCGUGGCGCAGCUGCUCAGCGAGGUGUCAACCGACUUGGACGGCUUCGUGCUGGAGCUGCCGAACGCCCGGACCUUUGCCGCCACCUGGCUGCUGGAGUGGCUGGAGAAGGCGGCGGCGGAGAACUUGGAGCUGUCGCGGCUGCCGGGGCUGCUGCACCCCGCGGACGCCUGCUUGUACGAGGACCGGGACGUCUUCGGCGUGGAGCCCGAGCUGCUCUUCACCAUGGAGCUGCCAAGCGGCUGGACACAGCGGGUGAUCUGGGCCGAGGACCCGGGCUUCCUGCGCUUCGUGGUGCUACGGGAGGAGGCUGCAGCCAGGCCCUGGUUGGCGGCGGCCACGGAGGCGGAGCGACGGGAGCUGCCGGAGGAUUUGUCGAGCUUCAAGAAUCAGCCGGAGGACGUGGAAGUGACCUUCGAUCCGCUGAAGGCGUGCAACGACGUGAUGAAGGCUUGGGCCGCGGGCACGUCCUUGCUGCCAGCCAUGCGCCCUGCCGUGUACAUCCCCCUGGAGGCCUUCCCGAAGACCUCGGCGGGCAAGAUCGACCGAGCUGCGCUGCCGGACGCCGUGGAAGCCUUUCAAGAGGUCUCCGUGGUGACCGAGGCCUACGCGGCCCCGGAGACCGAGGAGGAGAGGCGCAUGGUGGAGAUCUGGGAGAAGGUGCUGAAAUCCCCGGGCCAGGUGGGGGUCAGGACCCCCUUCGUGGCCUAUGGUGGCCAUUCCCUGACUGCGGUGCAGCUGUGCUCCGGGAUCAGCGGCGCCUUUGGGCAGCGCCCGGAUCUGGCCUUCCUCAUGUCUGAGGACUGCACCGUGCGGGCGCUGCUCGCGAAGCUGCAGGCGGGGGACGUCGUUCCAGAGAGCGGCUGCCUUGUGCGCCUCUCCCCCGCCGGCCAGCACGGGCUGCCGAUGAUCAUCUUCUGCGCCGCGGGCACCUCCGCGGCCACCUACGCCGCGGUGGCGGAGCGCACCACGCGCCUGGAGCUCUUCGCGGUGGAGCUGCCCGGGCGCGGCACCCGCGCAGAUCAGCCGGCCCUUGAGGAGUUCCAGGCGCUCUUCGAGGAUUUGAAGCCCGACGUCCUGCGCUGGGCCCGCCGCCAGCGCCGCUUCUUCGCCUGGGGGGACUCCUUGGGGGCGGUGCUCGCCUACGAGUUCGCCAGGCUCUGGCAGCAGGACCCCACCACGAAUCUGCUGGGCCUCUUCGCCAGUGGCAACGCGGGCCCUGAGGAGGCCUCCAAGGAGCGGGGCAUGGGGGAGUCCGCCAUGCAGCACCUGGGGAAGAACUUCGCGUCCUGCGCGGAGAUGGGGAAGGAGGACUGGACGGAGUUCCUCCUGGCCUCCGCGGGGAAUGCGCGGAAGGAGCUGGAGGCGUUGCUUCCGGAGCUUGGGGACAGCAUCGUGGGGCCGCUGCGGGCGGAUUGCAUGGCCUACGAGAGCUACCGCCUGCCAAAGGCCGAGCGGCUCAGGUCGCCCAUCAUCACCCUGCGGGGCGGGGAAGACGUGGUGACCACCCCGCAAGCCAUCGCCACCUGGAAGUCUGUUGCGGGCAGCCGCUUGGAGCACAAGGACAAAGGAGAUCACGGAGACGGCGCGAGCGGUCGGUCAGCCUGGGCAAAAACGUGGAAGGUGCGUCGGCGGGCACGGGCAACUCUACUCACCGCUCAAGGAUGCGGGCUCAGCCAGGACGACACGCGGGCCAAGAUGCAGCCACGCUGGCAGGAAGAGCCGGAGCUACUGCUCAGCCUGCAAGAGCAAAAAGGGCGUAAGGAGGCCGGUUGCCACUCAACAAACUCAACCAUCGAAAAAACAAUAACGCCGCGCGGGCAACCCCAAGGGCGAGCGCCAGAACUGCGACUGACUUGGCACCAAUGGUCAGAACUUGCCCCUGCCCAGCUCAGUGUCUUCAGUGCGCCGCUGGGCGCCCACGGAGGUCUUCGCCAUUGA
Messenger RNA from Effrenium voratum, 6285 nucleotides. The record is from the annotation of a GenBank genome assembly. Lineage: Eukaryota; Dinophyceae; Suessiales; Symbiodiniaceae.